This is a messenger RNA of Diaporthe batatas, 297 nucleotides long. RefSeq lists its product as uncharacterized. Lineage: Eukaryota; Fungi; Ascomycota; Sordariomycetes; Diaporthales; Diaporthaceae. The transcript has 3 exons. The record is from RefSeq and is a predicted model, not a curated record. Bases 1 to 297 code for a protein of 98 amino acids.
AUGGCCGAGUUCCUCUACAGGCACAGAGGCCGCGAGCAAAGGCCGCCAGCCAUCGCGCUUACUAUCCUCGUCGCUACCGAUAUUUCCCUCGAUAUUUAUUCCGUCGCCAGGGCCAAGAAGAAAUGGCAAGCCUUGGCCUUGAUUGCCCGCUUACUCAACGGGCUAGGCUACAUUGCCAUGUUCCUGGUUUAUGUCGGCUUCCGCGAAGUGUUCCCGCACGGUUAUACUUACUGGGGAAUGACUUCAGGAUUCUCGGACCCUGUCGUUUACCUUCUCCUAUGGAACGAGGCCAAAUGA